Molecule: messenger RNA, 3181 nt
Organism: Notechis scutatus (mainland tiger snake)
Lineage: Eukaryota; Metazoa; Chordata; Lepidosauria; Squamata; Elapidae
Gene: SOX9
Product: SRY-box transcription factor 9
Biological process (GO): heart development; chondrocyte differentiation; positive regulation of chondrocyte differentiation
Cellular component (GO): nucleus
Molecular function (GO): RNA polymerase II cis-regulatory region sequence-specific DNA binding; DNA-binding transcription factor activity, RNA polymerase II-specific
Source: RefSeq, a predicted model, not a curated record
GGGGGGUGGGGGGGGCGCGAGCGAGGAGAGCGAGACGCUUCGCCUGUGGGGCGCGCGCGGGCUUUUCCUCUCUUCUUGCCCGGCUGUCUUAAAAGAGACGCCGCUCUUGCCGAUUGCUUAGCCCGCUCCCUCCCUCCCUCCCUCCCUCCCUUUCUUCCUUCCUUCCUUCCUUCCUCGUUCUCUUCCCCCACCCCUUUCUCCCCUCUGCCUCGAUUUUUAUUGUGUUUUAUUCUUUCCGCCCGCUCUUCUUUUGGCUUCGCCCUUUUCUCGCAUGAAUCUCCUCGACCCUUUCGUGAAGAUGACCGAAGAGCAGGAAAAGUGUCUCUCCGGCGCUCCCAGCCCGACCAUGUCGGAGGAUUCCGCGGGGUCUCCCUGCCCUUCGGGCUCCGGCUCGGACACUGAGAACACGAGACCCCAAGAGAACACCUUCCCCAAGAGCGACCAGGACCUGAAGAAGGAGAGCGACGAGGACAAGUUCCCGGUGUGCAUCCGAGAAGCCGUCAGCCAGGUCCUCAAGGGCUACGACUGGACCCUGGUGCCCAUGCCCGUCCGGGUGAACGGAUCCAGUAAGAACAAGCCCCACGUCAAGCGCCCCAUGAACGCCUUUAUGGUGUGGGCUCAAGCGGCGCGGAGGAAGCUGGCCGACCAGUAUCCCCACCUGCACAACGCCGAGCUGAGCAAGACGCUGGGGAAGCUCUGGAGGUUAUUGAAUGAGAGUGAGAAGCGCCCAUUCGUGGAGGAGGCUGAACGCUUGAGAGUGCAACAUAAAAAAGACCAUCCAGACUACAAGUACCAGCCACGGAGGAGAAAGUCAGUAAAGAACGGACAGGCUGAGCAAGAGGAAGGAUCGGAGCAGACCCACAUCUCUCCGAAUGCUAUCUUCAAGGCCCUGCAGGCAGAUUCGCCCCAGUCUUCAUCCAGCAUGAGUGAAGUACAUUCACCUGGAGAGCAUUCUGGGCAAUCUCAAGGGCCACCUACUCCUCCUACCACUCCUAAAACAGAUGUCCAGCCUGGCAAGCAGGACCUGAAGCGUGAAGGUCGCCCUCUGCAAGAAGGAGCAAGACAGCCACCUCAUAUUGACUUCCGAGACGUGGACAUUGGGGAACUCAGCAGUGAUGUCAUCUCUAACAUUGAGACUUUUGAUGUUAAUGAGUUUGACCAGUAUCUCCCCCCCAAUGGCCACCCAGGAGUUCCGGUCACCCAUGGCCAGCCUGGCCAGGUCACCUACACAGGCAGCUACGGGAUCAGUAGCACCACAGCUACCCCAGCAGGCACUGGGCACGUCUGGAUGUCCAAGCAGCAGCAGCAGCCACCGCCUUCUCAGCAGCCACCUUCCCAAGCUCAGCCACAACCACCGCCGCCGCCGCAGCACACACUCACUACUCUGAGUAGUGAACCAGGCCAGCCUCAGCAGAGGACACACAUUAAGACCGAGCAGCUCAGUCCCAGCCAUUACACUGACCAACAGCAGCAUUCACCUCAGCAGAUCAGCUACAGUUCCUUCAAUCUCCAGCACUAUGGCUCUUCCUACCCGACCAUCACUCGCUCCCAGUAUGACUACACAGACCAUCAGAGCUCCAAUACCUACUACAGCCAUGCUGCCAGCCAGAGUUCCAGCCUUUAUUCUACAUUCACUUACAUGAACCCCACCCAGAGGCCCAUGUACACCCCAAUUGCAGACACUACGGGGGUACCUUCCAUUCCUCAAACCCAUAGCCCACAGCACUGGGAACAGCCAGUCUAUACACAGCUCACCAGACCAUAGAGUUCUGAAGGAUGGUGUCAAUUCCCCAGACUUACAAAUAUAUUUUUAAGCUAAAAGUGAAUGGAAGAGAGGAAAAAAAAUAUCCCAGAAUGCAUUGUGCACUACAGCACCCCUUCAAAACUGACCAGAUUAUUCUCAGUCAAGAAACAUUCCAUGGUGGACUUCCUUUGAUUUGAAGGCAGUUUUUUAUUUUUUUUCCGAACAGCCAUCUUAGCUUGCAUAGGUAUGAACUUGUUAAUUAUUUUUUUAACAAUAACUAAGAACAAAAAAAUGAAAAAAAUAUACACUCAAAAGUAUUCCUCUGUGAGGAAUACUCUCUAUUUUAAAUAUUUUCUAGUAUGUAUUGUGUAUGAUUUGUUACCGAUAUGAUGGAAUUUAUACGUACUUGUUUUUAGAGAAACUUUAAAAAACUUAUUUUUCCUUUUUGGGGGGUGGGGGGGUACAGUUGAACCACACUUAGCAAAAGAAUAUGCCUUAGCUUUUUUCCCUGCUGUCAGAGGUAUUUUUCUAUAGUUAACAGUCACUUUUAGAGACUAAAAUGUGUGCAUUAAAAAUCAAGGAAAAGGAAAUUUUGAGGAAAUGAAAGAAGUGCCCAUUAACAUGAUUGUGGGAAUUUGGAAAUAGACUUUUAUUUUUCUAGCAUGGAAAUGAAAUACAGGGAGAAAAAAAGAUUAAUAAAAAAGCAAGGAUACCUUGAGCCUUAAAAUAACACUAUCAGACGCCUUAAAGAAAAAUCCUGUGAAAUCUUCCAAAAGACUUGCACAAUUAUCUUCCGUCCUACCAAGGAAAAAUAUGGAACUCCCAAGAAGAGAGCUCAGUUUUACAUGAAGAUUUUUAAUUAAUAUUUUAUUUGCAACUACAAGCACCAAGUUAUAAAGCCAGAACCAGCAUUCUCUGCCUUGAUCCUUUUUCUUCAGCUUCCAACACCAGACCAACAUUUGUAAGACAAAUUGCGGUCACUCAAAAAACCAAGAGUCUUCCCUGUAAAUUGCAUGAAAAGCUAAAAUGCUUUAUUCCAUGAAGACAGCUUACAAAAGAAGAUGGGAAUGACACAGGGACACCAGCUUUAGCAAGGUUCAUGGAUGACAGUAGUAGGUGGUUUUUCUUCUUUUAAAAUUAUAUAUAUUUAUUUUGUGAAAAAGAUGUUUUUAAUCAAGAGGGUUGUUUUUUCCAAUUUCCCCCUUCCACAUUAGAAAUCUUUGUAAUGUAAACAGAAAUACCAGCAUCUUACUCAGAGGGUAUAUGGUGCCUAAUUGUUAAAUUAUGGUCUAAAUCAAUAACCCUUUAUUUAUCUCUCAGUCUUUGUUUUUGUAUUUUAUUAUUCCUUCGGAAUGUGUCUUAGGUUUGUACAAAUACCUGCUUCUGUUUGUCUUUCUAUCUUUUCUAUGCUUUGGUAAGAAUAAACUGGAAAGCUUU